AUGGUAUCGUUUUUGUUAUUGUAUCUGAUAGUUUCUCAUAUUAAACGCAUCUCUACUCAAGAUUUAUCUCAUCAAGCUUCAGAAGAUCAUACUUUAACUCCGAAAAAAGUUGGUACCGAUGUUGUUGAAGCUGUGGUGGAUAAAAUUCAAUCGGCAUGCUUUUUCGAUGAUGACAAAGGUUUUUUACGUCGUCUUGCAUUAGUCGACACUAACGAUGGACUCAAUGUAUCAUCAAGUGAACCAGCUACUGGUCCGUGGCGCAUAACACAGCAAAUGCUUGAACAAACCAUUCACAAGCCACCACCAAUUGUGGAACGAUUAACGGUUAAAAUCAACAGCAUAUUUGGUUUUUGGUGGAAACAUACUACGAUGGCUAUGCUAGAGAAACCAUUCUAUUCAGGUCUGGCGAUGAGGUUAUAUUUAGAAGUUUUAAAAACUAAACUUAAAAUCGAUAAAAAAUCUUACCCAACAACAAUUGCAGAGCAAGCGGCAGUUUGGGCAAAAUAUAUUCGACCAGGAGCAAAUGAAAAAGUAUAUAUUCUCCGAGCAAGUGAGAAGGAAUUUGAGUGUAGACUGGUCCGUUUGGCUGAUCUCCUGCUGGUUUUGGACGAAUCGGGUAGUAUUGGUGCGAACAAUUUUGAGAAAGUUCGAAAUUUUGCGUUAAGAAUGGCGGAUACACUCGUUUUGGGUAAAAAUCAAAGUCAUUUGGGCAUCAUUAAUUUUGCUAGUCAUGCACGUGUUGUUUAUGGGCUAGCCAAUACACAAUCAAAUGAGUUGAGCGAAGGAGUUAUACGUAAUAUGACGUAUCAGCGGGGAAGAACAAAUACGGCUGAAGCACUUAAGCUAAUGAUGAAAGAGGUUAAAAAUCAUGCACGCGCAGACGAUGGUGUUCCAAUGUUUGUCAUUGUGGUGACUGACGGUGCGAGUAAUGUCAAACGAGAUACGAUAGAAGCAGCAAAAAAAGUUCAUGAAAGAAACUUGUUAGUUUACAGUAUUGGUGUUGGACCAAAAUAUUCAUUAGACGUUGAGGAAUUGGAUCGUAUUGCCUCAUUUCCGUCUUGUAGUCAUCGAUUUUUAAUAUCGAGUUUCGAUGAAUUUUUAUUAUUUCAAAAAGAAAUUGCUAGAAAAUUAAGUCAUGCACCAAAUGUUUUGACCAAUACUGGCGAUGUUGGUUUUAAUAGUUUUAGUACUUCACUGCGGAAAGAUGAAAAAUAUCAUGUUAAAUUUGUUAUCGGUGCCUCUGGUCUCAAUUUAACGUUUACAUUACCACCAGGUGAUCAAAUUCACCAAGUCAGUGGCUAUUUUUCUCGUCGUACACGAACUCCAUCAGUAGCAUUUUAUGACCGUUCCAUAUUAUGUUCACCAACAAGUCCAACACAAGUACUUUAUUAUUCACCAUCUUUAGCAGGUGAAACAGUUUAUGGAACAUUGACAAUGCAUUCAUCAGGCACAAGUUGGGACAAAAAUCGUUCCCAACAUAUCGAUCCAAUGACAGAGGAGGAAAUUGAUACAGAUGUAAAGCAACCAUCACGCACCGAUUGUGUUAAAUCAUCGGAUCAAGCAGAUUAUAUACCAUUUAAAAUUGAAAUCAAAACACAAUGUUUACCAGGGCAGUGGGGCUCAAGUUGUGAAAAUGUUUGCCAUUGUAAAGGUGGUACAAUAUGUGAUCCAAUAAGCGGUUACUGUCCCGAUUGUGAUUGUCAAACAGGUUGGUAUGGAAAUAAUUGUGAAUUCAAGUGUCCUCAAGGUAGUUGGGGCAAGGGAUGUUCUGAACGUUGUAAUUGUGCAACGAAUGAUGGGUGCGAUAUUAUUACUGGCGAAUGCCCGGGAGAAUGUGCGCGCGGGUGGACAACUACGCAGUUGACCGAUCUACUCAAUUUAAAAGAUAAACAGAAUGAAAGCUAUUAUCCGGAGAGACUAUUUACACCAAUUGGAAAGAAAGUCUGCCAAGUGCCUGAUCGAGAUCAUUGUGACUGGUUUUGGUUUUGUGAAGGAGCUAUUUAUGGUACGAGACAAACAUGCCAAACAGGAUUGCAUUGGCUUGAAGGUACCAAUAAAUGUGUGUCACCUGAGAUGGCAAAAUGUCCAAAUUAUCCUUUGACUGUACCAACAACAACAACAAACGAUAUGCGCCACCAUCAAAUUAUUUCUUUUAUUAAAAACAAAGUAACACGAGAUGAAUGUAAAAAACAUAUUUUUGAUCAGUAUGAAGAUGAAUACAAAUGUCCACCAGCUAUUGCCAGUAUGACCGUAUCUGAUCUCAGCUCUCGUUUACGAAUGGACUUUUUUCGAAUGGCUAACGAGGGAAAAAACACUAGAAAUAACUUUACGGGUACCGUUCAAGCAUACCUCAUGAAACAAGGCAAAUUUGCCCUAUAUAAACAUGACCGCUUUAAUUGUCGAAGUUUUCACGUGUGUAGAUAUAAUAAUGAUACGGGAAAAUUUAUCGGUACGGAUUGGGGCAUCUGCGAUUCGGAGACGAUAUUUAAUAAUGAUUGGACAACAUGUAGCAGUGUCGAGAAAGCGUACCACGGCAUGAGCAGUACUCAUCCUGAUCCGGCGCUAAAACAAGGUUGUAAUGACCUUAUUAAUGGGCAACCAAUUCGAGCCAUCAAUCAAGAUGUACCAGAAUCGAUUAUUUACGAACAUUGGAGACAAUAUAAUCAAGGUUUCAAAGUAACAUAA
Didymodactylos carnosus is the source of this 2685-nucleotide messenger RNA. The record is from the annotation of a GenBank genome assembly. Lineage: Eukaryota; Metazoa; Rotifera; Eurotatoria; Philodinida; Philodinidae.